GGGGCCGCCGUCGGGGGUGCGGGCGCGGGAGGCGACGCGGGGCUGCAGGGGCCCAGGCGGUGCCAUCGCUGCGCGGGCAGGUCCCGGAGGGAGCGCGGCGCUGCGGCCGCCGCUGUCCGGGUUCGGGUUGACGUUGCAGGGACCCUCUGGGCGGCGCCCCAGAACCGGCCCCCGCGCCCGCGUCCUGCGGGCACCGGUCUGCCGGGUGCGCCUCCGCGCGUGCGGGUCAGCGGCUGGGGACGCACCGCGCAGCCGGUGCAGGGCAGACUCUGCGGAGAUGAGACCUGCAGUUCCGGGUUUUGGCGGUACCGGCCCGGGGAAACGAGGGCGGUCCUCUGGGUUCUGGCGGGUCCCGGAGCCUGACGGCCACUGGGGCUCAGGUGCCUGAGACGGGUUUGCAGCCGGCCUCCCGCUGAGCGUGGCGUCCGCGCGGCCCCGGGAUGUACAUGCAGGUGGAGACGCUCUCCAGUUCCCGCCUCCAUCUGAAGAGGGCGCCGGGCAUCCGGUCCUGGUCCCUGCUGGUCGGAAUCCUGUCCAUCGGCCUGGCUGCUGCCUACUACAGUGCAGAUAGUCUGGGCUGGAAGAUCUUCUACGUCACCGGCUGCCUGUUCGUGGCCGUGCAGAACCUAGAGGACUGGGAGGAAGCCAUCUUCGACAAGAGCACCGGCAAGGUCGUGCUGAAGACGUUCAGCUUGUACAAGAAGCUGCUGACCCUCCUCCGAGCAGGCCACGACCAGGUGGUGGUCCUGCUGAAUGACAUCCGGGACGUGAACGUGGAGGAGGAGAAGGUGCGCUACUUCGGGAAGGGCUACGUGGUGGUGCUGCGCUUCUCCACCGGCUUCUCACACCCCCUCACCCAGAGCGCCAUCAUGGGCCACCACAGCGAUGUGGAAGCCAUCGCCAGGCUCAUCACCAGCUUCCUGGAGCUGCACCGCCCGGAGAGCCCCGAGGAGCCGUCUCAGAGCAGUGACAGCGAGGCCGACAGCCCCGCCGAGCAGGGCUGACCGGGAGCCCGCGGCCGUGGAUCUGAUGGUGCCUCAGCAGGCCAGCCUUCCUCCUCGCCACCCAGCUGUGUCCCCAGCAGCCCCUGGGCGGGGCCCUGGGCCACUCCUGCUACUUGCUGCUGCCCUCUGCAUAGAGCCACGGCUGGGCUCCAAGGCGCCCGGGGAGGGUGUGGCCUCGGAUCUGCCUCUGGGAGCCAGGCGGCCCCAGCCUGGGCGGUGUGGGCGUGAGUGCGGUGGGUGGCGUGGCCUGGUCUGGGCUUAUCCACCCCACAGCCAACCAGCCGGGUGUGCUCCAGCCUCUGAAAGGGGAGGGGGGGCAGGCUCCCCAGGGCAUGGCCUGAGGCUGGUGUUCCUGCACCCAACUGAGGUUGGCCACACGGUCCCUGAGGCAUUCAGCUCCAAGGUCACCGCCAGGCUUCAGCUUGUCUUGGACCAACCAGGAUGGUGCUGUGCUGUCUUGGGGCAGAUCCCCUCCCAUCCCGUCCCCUCAGCCCUGGCAAAGCCUGCUUGGCAAGAAGAGGUUCUCCCAGCCUCGUGCACUGUUUCAAGCUGGGACCUCGCUCUGAGACGCCAGAUGCAGCUUCUCUAGAACCUGAGAAGACCUGUCAGCCGGGCCCCUUUGUGGGGCAGGAAGUGGGCUGCACCCACGGAACUGGGCACCGAGCACCAGCAGGCAGAGCCUGGAUCGCCCAUGGGCUGCGCUGCCGGGUGACAUGGACCGUGGUCUCUGUGGGUCUCCCUUCUCAGCAGGGGCUGCGACCAGCCCUUGGCUUGAGCACAGGUGGCUCGGACCUGCUCGAGUUGGGUUCCACAUGAACCGCUGUACCGAGCUGUGCACGUCUGCUCCCCUGGGGGCUGAGAGCCUGCUUGCCCCCCCCACACACACCCCGGGUGGGACUGUUGUGGACCCUCCAGGCCCUGUGAACACCUGAGUGCAGCCAGGUGGUAGCGAGGUCGGUCACAUUCCUGCCAGCCUGACCUCUAGCUUCUACUCUCUUUAUUUCACGAGAAUUAAAGUUCUGCGUGCAGAUCAGUGAA
Molecule: messenger RNA, 2042 nt
Organism: Myotis myotis
Lineage: Eukaryota; Metazoa; Chordata; Mammalia; Chiroptera; Vespertilionidae
Product: cytochrome b-245 chaperone 1
Exons: 7
Coding region: 441-1004 (187 amino acids)
Source: RefSeq, a predicted model, not a curated record